Lindgomyces ingoldianus is the source of this 1134-nucleotide messenger RNA. RefSeq lists its product as uncharacterized. The record is from RefSeq and is a predicted model, not a curated record. NCBI's taxonomy places the organism in Eukaryota, Fungi, Ascomycota, Dothideomycetes, Pleosporales, Lindgomycetaceae. The transcript is spliced from 10 exons. Bases 1 to 1134 code for a protein of 377 amino acids.
AUGGAUCCAAUCAGAACUGCACCCGGUAAUCAGGAUUCCCAUCCCCCUAUCUUGGAUUACCGAGGACCCUUGGCUCUCGCCACCAACAACCUUCCCUGUGGAGAACUUUCCACCAAUAGAAAACGGCUAGUCUUGUGUGAUACUGAGAAUGGCACUUGGUCUUCAACUUCAGUCGUCUACAUUUUGAAUCAUGAAACCUCGGAUCCUGAACUGCCAAACAGUCGAAUUGAUGGUCUCUGCUCAUUAUCCCUGGGAUGGAAAAUUCGGUCCAUGUCACAGGAGAAUGACAUGCCCAAGCCAUCACCCUUUUCAACUUCCCCUGACGACGUGCCCACGGCACCACUCCUCACUAUCCGGUUAAGCAGGCUUCUUGCCAACGGUAUGGAGAAGCCGUACACCAUAUUCGAUCUCAUAGAGCGGUUCUACUCGCUUUCUCUAGAAGAGAAGAUAAAGGAGGAUUCCGCGGCCGAAGGUAGCUAUUUUGGAUAUAAAGGGAUGGAAGCUGAGGCUAUAGAUGGUAAAGGGACUCUUGAUAAUAAUGAGAUCUACAAGGCGAGCACCACCACUUCGCAUAUAGCCGAUGUCUCAAAAGACGACAUCCUCUCACUAACUCCUUCUAUUCCUGCCCCACCUAUCAUAGCCACAAAUCGCAACCCCCUAAUCUACUACAUCCACGCCAACAACGCCAUCCUAACAACCCUCUUCUCCUCCCUCCCCACCUCUCCCAACCUCCCAUUCUCUCCACCGCCACACCGUAUCUUCAGGGUGCCAUAUUCGCUUCAUCCGUGCAUCUCCCCAACCUCAAUCCCCCCAACCAACCUUCAGUCCUCCUUCCAGACACCUCGUCUUGGGCCUACGUCCGCCCCAUGCCCGGCUGCACGAUCAUCUCUCUUGGGGAUAUGCGAUGGUGAAGUUCCGGGCGGGGAACUUGAGGAGAUUAGUGGAUACGAGGUAGUGGUUGGAGAGGAGACAUCAAGGGAGGAAGAUCCAGUUUUCCAAGGGUGCGGAGAGUUAGCAGAACGCAGUGGGGACAGAGGGAGCGAUGCUUAUCUAACAAUAGAGCCAACAGCUCUCAUCAUUAUUGCCAAUGGCACACGGUAUUCUACGAUCACAAUUUCAUAUAGCAGUUCGUAG